This is a messenger RNA of Conger conger (European conger), 1799 nucleotides long. Its product is annotated as mitochondrial uncoupling protein 2-like. The coding region runs from base 190 to 1119 and encodes 309 amino acids. Gene Ontology annotation, molecular function: oxidative phosphorylation uncoupler activity. Lineage: Eukaryota; Metazoa; Chordata; Actinopteri; Anguilliformes; Congridae. The record is from RefSeq and is a predicted model, not a curated record. Gene Ontology annotation, biological process: mitochondrial transmembrane transport; response to cold; adaptive thermogenesis. Gene Ontology annotation, cellular component: mitochondrial membrane. The transcript has 7 exons.
GUAAAACACACCUUGAAACUAACACAGGACAGAACUGGAUUCUUUUUCGGCUUUGCUUUUUGAAUUAAAAAAAAAUGGAUUACCAAACAUACUUUUAUCAGAUCUUGACGGAACUACACUGUAGUUGUCUUUUUUAAUUUGAGAAGAUCAAACCAGGACCACUACAAUCAAAGCUCUUCAGAUGCUAGCAUGGUUGGAAUCAAGCCCACAGAACUGGCACCAACUGUCACCAUAAAGUUCUUUGGAGCUGGAACUGCAGCAUGUAUUGCUGACCUUGUAACAUUUCCAUUAGACACUGCCAAAGUCAGGCUGCAGAUACAAGGUGAGUCAAAGGCAGUGGACAGGGCCAAAGGAGUGAGGUACCGUGGUGUCUUUGGCACCAUCACCACCAUGGUGCGUACCGAGGGGCCCAGGAGUCCGUACAAUGGGCUGGUGGCAGGGCUUCAGAGACAGAUGAGCUUCGCUUCCGUCCGUAUUGGGCUCUACGACUCCAUGAAGCAAUUCUACACCCGAGGAUCAGAGAAUGUCAGUAUUGUCAGUCGGCUGAUGGCGGGCUGCACAACAGGGGCGAUGGCUGUGGCAUUCGCUCAGCCAACAGAUGUGGUCAAAGUACGUUUCCAGGCCCAGGUGCGACUGGCAGAUGGGACAAAGAGGUACAAUGGCACCAUGGAUGCCUACAGGACAAUCGCCAGGGAGGAGGGCAUCAGAGGACUUUGGAAAGGUUGUAUGCCUAAUAUAACACGCAAUGCAAUUGUGAACUGCGCAGAGUUGGUGACCUACGACAUCAUCAAGGAACUAAUUCUGAAAUAUGACCUCAUGACAGACAACCUGCCCUGCCACUUUACUGCCGCUUUUGGUGCUGGUUUCUGCACCACCGUUGUGGCGUCACCAGUUGAUGUGGUAAAGACUCGUUUCAUGAACUCUGCUCCCGGCCAGUACAGCAAUGCUGUGAACUGUACAAUCACCAUGCUAACCCAGGAGGGACCCACUGCCUUCUACAAAGGGUUCAUGCCAUCCUUCCUAAGACUAGGCUCCUGGAACAUUGUGAUGUUUGUCUCCUACGAGCAACUCAAGAGAGCUAUGGCUAAGGCACAACAGUCGUGGCAAUCCCCCUUCUGAACUGUGAUUCCUUGGGAGUUAAUUUCCUUAACCAUAAUGGUGGAGAUCUUGGGAACUGUUUCUGGGCCUUCUGUGUUUUUUUUAUGCUGCAUAUCUCCAAAAGAAAAACUCUAUAGUAUAUGAAAGGAAAUGUUUACAAAUUAUGAUGUUUAUUUAAUGACUUUUUCCAUUUGUAGCCUACAUGGCAUCAUGUUUAGUUAUAAAUGUUUGGUGUAUCGCUGGAUGAUAUUACCUGGGUAUAAAACUAUGUGAGUACCUAUUGCACAGUUAUAUGUUUACAGUUGGUUCGAUGUAAAAUGCUUAUGCACUGAGAGUAAUGUUUAUGUUCAUAUUUCUACAAAUCUCUCUGGGUAAGAGCAUCUGCUGAGUUAAUGUAAUUUAUGAUAAGUGAAAAAUAAAAUGGCUGAUAAAAAAAAAUUAAAUAGUAAUAUUCAAUCAGAGAACCUUACAGUCUGGUUUAAGGAUCAUGUUUUAUUAUAAUAAUGUACAAUUGUUUAUCUUUUUUGUUUAACAAAACAACACAGGAGUGACUUGAACAAUUUUAAUGUUUCCUUGCUCUUACCCUUACUAUAUGCUGCUACAUAUGGCAAAGUGGUGAGACCAGUUAUUUCCAGUGGGAUGCAGAUGUGGGGUGAACAUUUAUAGUGGGACAAUGUUGUACACUUCUGCUGGCCUUGGCA